This is a messenger RNA of Arthroderma uncinatum, 1851 nucleotides long. RefSeq names its product wetA. The coding region runs from base 1 to 1851 and encodes 616 amino acids. The transcript has a single exon. The record is from RefSeq and is a predicted model, not a curated record. NCBI's taxonomy places the organism in Eukaryota, Fungi, Ascomycota, Eurotiomycetes, Onygenales, Arthrodermataceae.
AUGGAAUCGAGGACGCAAGCGGAAGACAAAGCCCAUAGUUUCUCAGGCCCGAUAAAUGAUUCGUUCCGUAACACGUUGGGCCACCAUGAUCAGAUGCAGUCUCCCAGUUGCACGGCCAACAAAGGCACAGCAUUUUCAUAUGAUGUUGAUAUCCCCUUUCAUGCAGGUCUAUCCUUGAUGAAGAGUGGCAACCUACCUACCCGGCGCUGGACUGAUGAUAACCUUUCAUCGCUUCAUUCAGGGCCAGGUCUAAACGCGGACUCAACACAGCAUCACACCUUUGACCACGCGAGCAGGCUAUUAGCAAUAGAAGACGACUUCAAUGUUGAUUCCGGGGUUUUGUUUCAGGAUCCAAAGGAGCAUCUCGCUGACCGUCCCUCGCGGCCCACUGCCUCGAACUGGAUGCAACAGCAGCAAAUAUACAAGUACAACCUACCGUCUGUAACAGGAGAAGCCCGCCACCAUAAAUCAAAUGGAUCUACCGUGCUGACGAGAAAGGUCGACCUGUUCUCAGAUCCCACGCUCUCACCCACUUCCUCGCCUUCCCCCGGUGGCACUAUGGCUUACCAGGACAACUGGUUUCAUCAACGCCUGGAGAACUACGGGAUCCAGCAGAUGGUCCAGUCUCCAGGCUGCUCGGCGUCAAAUGCUGCUGCUUCAUAUUCGCAGGCCUUGGACCGGCGUGAGAGUCUAUCACACCUUUCAACCGUGAGCAGAGACUCCGAUCGGUCACCCCUGGAUAAUAAUACACCCAUGUCGACACCACGAUAUAGCUCGACCUUGAUGAGCCACACGGCACACAGCCCGCCCAUACCGACUACUAGUGAUAGCUCUGAGCCAUCAUGCCAGCGGUAUCAGGACUCAGCGAUUGCGGUUACAAUACCAAGCCAUACAUCACCACCUCCCCCUCCACCACGACAAAUACUGCGAUCCCAGCCAUGCGACGUGCCUUCCAUGAAUUCGUGGCAUUCAGAGCCCAUCGACAUCUCUGUUUUCCAAUGCUCCCAGCCUAACAUCCAACGUCAUGAGUCAGAGCAGUGGUGGACGACAGCACCGUCUCAGGCUAUCUCAAAUACAAACGUGCAACCGCCAUUUCCUCACGCAAGUUAUUCCUCGGCUGUGACACCAACCCCUAUGCCCUUUCGAAAUCAACACCAGCGGUUUAUCCACAUUCCAGAAUCAAUGCAGAGUUCUGGCCUCAUGAUCCACAUGGAUACAACUUCACCAGAAAUCACCACUUCUAUCCAGGAGCCGGCCAUGUCGGUUCCUCCACUGCCUUGUUCUGAGGCGGCGUUGACACCAGCCUACUCGUCUCUUCCAUAUAUACCACCGCAGCAUCAAAGAACCCAUCAACCCCCACCCAUCCAAACCUCUCACCUCUCCAUUCCAAUAUCACACUCUGCACCAACUAUAUCUGGGGCUCCUCGGUCGGCCCCAGUAAUAAGCAGGAGACUGACGCCAGGAUCGAUCCCGCAACAAUCGCCGAAGUCCAGAUACCACGUUCCAGCACACCAGCGCCGUGGACAGCAUUCUCGAAAAGCGGCUAGUUUCUCUGGUCAAGCCACGAAAUGUACCAAGGCAACUUCAUCCAACACCUCUACUCAUUCUAGCAUUAGCGCUAACUGCAAUAAUGUUAUUAAUAAAGCGGCUAAGAACGUAUCUUUCGUUAACUUUACGCCAGAAGAUAGUCAUAAGCUACUAUCAGGGGUUGCUCCCAGUGGAAGCUCCAAGACCAAAGCAAGGCGCGAGCAAGAAGCUCGUGAUAAGAGAAGAAAGCUUUCCGAAGCUGCGUUGAUGGCUGUCCGAAGAGCAGGCGGCGACGUCGAAGCUCUAGAGGCUGUUUUUUGCUAA